UUUCCGGGUUCACGGUGGCGCAGCAUGUAGAGGAGGCGGCCCGCCGGGAGACACCUGGACGCCGCGGACACACCGGAGCCGGACGCAGCGCAUCGAUCCGCACAUAUCGAUCAGGUAUCAGUGAAGCAUGGGGAACCUGAUCAAGGUGUUAACCCGAGACAUCGACAACAACGGAGGAAACUUCUUCCUGGACUUUGAGAAUGCUCAGCCCUCGCAGUCGGAGACGGCGGUGUGGGAGAAGGUGAACCAUGUGCUGACGGAGGCUCGGGUCAUCCUGGAUGACCUGCAGGCGUACAAAGGAGCUGGACUGGAGAUACGAGAGGCGAUCCAGAAUCCUGGUGUACCGGUUGUGCAGGAGGAGGCCUGGUCGGCUGUGGUCCCUCUGGUCGCGAAACUCAAAACCUUCUACGAGUUCUCCCAGAAGCUCGAGUCCAGCCUGCAGUGUCUUCUGGAAGUCCUCACCAGCUCCAGCUCGACUCCAACUCAGCACCUGGAGCAGAAACAGGCUCUGGCUCGUCAGUUCGCCCACAUCCUUCAUUUCACGCUGCGCUUCGAUGAACUUAAGAUGACAAACCCCGCCAUCCAGAACGACUUCAGCUACUACCGCCGGACCAUCAGCCGCAUGCGAAUCAACAACCUGUCUUCCGACACAGGAAAUGAGGUCAACAAUGAGCUGGCCAAUCGGAUGUCUCUGUUUUAUGCCAGUGGAACACCGAUGCUGAAGACAUUAAGCGACGCCACGUCAAAGUUCGUCUCAGAUAAUCCAGACUUGCCGAUUGAAAACACGACAGACUGUCUGAGCACGAUGGCCAGUGUGUGUAAAGUGAUGCUGGAGACGCCUGAGUAUCGCAGUCGAUUCACCAGUGAAGAGACGGUGUUAUUCUGCCUCCGUGUGAUGGUAGGCGUCAUCAUCCUGUAUGACCAUGUUCACCCAGCCGGAGCUUUCGUCAAGACAUCCAACAUAGACAUGAAAGGCUGCAUCAGGGUGCUGAAGGAGCAGCCGCCCAGCAGCGUGGAGGGUUUACUCAACACUCUCAGGUACACGACCAAACAUCUGAACGAUGAGACUACCUCCAAGCAGAUCAAAAACAUGCUGCAGGCAAAUUAACUCGUCACUUCUUGAGUAGAACUGAAACUGGAACGAUGGAUGCAGGGGGACAGUGUUUUGGUCCAAAUUUCAAAAGAACUACUGAACAAAUCUUUAGCUAAUAUUUCCUCGUGAUUGUUUUAUUUUUCACUCUCAUUUCAAAAAAAUCUGUUCUUUGUUGUUGUUAAAAAAAAAGAAGGAAAAAAAAGAAAGUAGCCAAGAAGAGGUGGUCUAAAAAUCAGCUCAAGUUGCCUUCAUGUCAUGUCAGAUUUACAAGGCUUGUUUUUUCUGCCAUCUGGUGGACAGUAACAGUAGCACAACAGACUUUUACCUCAGUGCUUUUGUUUAGCUUGUAGUUGCACAUUUUCAGAAAACACUGGUAUCGUUCUGCUAGCACCCUGUAAUGGCUCCACAGUUCAGGAGAAACAAGCUACCUGUGAACAGCUCCACGUUUUCACAACUUUGACCAGGUUCAACCUGAUGGAGACUGUUUGGAUUAACUUAUUCAGUGUUUACUGAGUGUUUACUGGGAAUCAGCAGCAUUAUGCUUUCUGCAUCUGCAAGUAUGUGAGGGCCUACGCCAUGUGAAUUUCAUCAUUUCCUCACGACCACAAGAGGCUACUUGGACUCCUCUGCACAUGUAAACAGGCAGACCCAAAACUGUCUGUACGCGACAAGUGCAGUAGUCUGACUGUGCAGAAUACAUAGAUAUGACCUAAUGUGUCUGCAGCAGACUUGGGUUAGCAAAGUAGUCAGCAGCAAGUCAGCAAGGGAGCAUAUGGCCAAAAAGUAGAGUUUAGUUUGUGUAUCACAGCUUAACAACCAGCAUGUCAGAACGCUUAAAAACAGCAGCUGUCUUGUCUGUGUUUUAUUCCUCAGUCGUUGUUGUGCUGGAAUCACCGGUUGAUAUAUUUUCAGAAAUUGUAUGAAUAUGUGCAGCUGCUCUGCUCCCAGACUGUUCUGAUCCUUUCAGUAGAAAAUCACCUGGUGACAGUGAUUUUACAUGCUGUACUUUUUAUGUUGAUUGAGAAUCCUUUAGGCUAACAAGACUGAAGCUAGAGACACUUGAUGCUCUGUGGAACAUUUAGCCUGCAGAUCUUUUGUUUUGACCAAUCAAUUGGUUGGAGAGUCGGUACGAUUUCAGUGCACCAAGAUUUUCUUUGGUUCGCUGCAGCUCUACUACAAGCUGAAAAUGGCAGGUUGAUUGAGGAUUUGUACUGUGCAUUAAGGCAGGCUUCACACUUUUCUGCUCCCUGUAUGCAAAUUUUCACCAAAACAAUUCCUCCAUCGUUGUUUUGCAUCCUGGGCAUAACACUGUUUGAGUCAAUUGUGAUUGGUGUAAAGCAAAUACUUGAGAAUCCACAGCAUUUUUCUCCCCUGUAGCAGAAUGUGGUCUGGCUAUGCGAGACGAACACCUUUGUUUUGACAGAAAAUGACAAACAAGUCACCAAGUCAUCAGGACAAAACAACAACCUGAACCAAAAACUGUUUACAAGGAUAUGUUAACUGCCAUCAACAAGAUGAUUAUCAGGACUGCAGCAUCAGUAUUUAGUUUUAAACAAAGCUGGAUCACCAUGUGAGACCAAAACAAUAUCUGCAGCUGAGGUUGACUGAUUAAAAGGAAGCACCCUGACCGACAGCUUGACAGUUGAACAUGUUGGCUGAUCUGUACUUCUGAUGUGACGUGAAUGUAGCUUUGACAGUUUUCGGGCAGCACAGAUUUGUUAGUGCCCAUAUAUUUAAAGCGCUUUGGCAAUUCAACAGUCUUACAAAUCUUCAUUUUAACCCAGUUUCCAUCACAUGAAGCCCAGGAAUUCUUCCAUUGGAGGAAACUUGGUUUGAUCUAAUUCCUCAGCUACAGUUUCUAACUCAGAGAAAAGCCUCUGUGGCCAAAGUUGUACUUUUCAAUUGACCGCUGGAGUUCACUAUUUUACAGGAUAAACAAGUUUAGCUAGAAUCCUACAGGAAAACUGGUUUUGCCACUUUUUUUUUAACUACAUCGAUCACUUCUACAAGCUUUCAUACAACACACAUUUAAGGCACAAAUAAGGUUAGCUACUCAUAGGACAGUUCAUGGAUCGAUUUUAAAGGCUCUGAAAACCUGUUUUCUCAACACGCGACUCCAAUGUGCAACUAAAACUCGUGCUCCUGAUAUUUAGUAGGUUAGUCUGUGUGUAAGUUUUAGGUAAAUUUGACAUGAGAAUGCCUUGUUUCACUGUCUUCAAACUAACUUUUGGUCACACAGCUGUCUGAGCUGCAGUAACUGAGUGGAGACGAGAAGCUUCUCUGUGCGACCGGUAGUUUCUACUGAUGCACAUAAGACGUUUAGAGUACAUCUGUAAACUGCAGCUUCAGAAUACACAGAGAAGAAAAGGGUUAAAUGGUUCCGUAGCCAGUUUUCUGGAUUGAACUGAAACAGCUCUUGACGAACGUUUGGUAAAGACGUUUCAAACUGUAUCCUCACAAUUUUUUUUAAAGCCCAUUAUAUUAAAGCUAAAAGUGAACCGAGCUGCCUGGAAGGUAGGAAAUCCUUCUGAGACCUGAUCAGGAACAUGAUAUGGGAAUCAGCCAAUGAAAGAAGCACUGUAAUGAGGAAGAUAUGGUACAGAUGUGAGGAAAACCUUGGACUGAUAAAAGACUGCUUUUUUUUUUUUUUUUUUUUAAUGUUUGAACACAAUGUGGUAAGUGGGACUGUUGACUGGAAACUUUUAAUUUUGCUCUGUAUGUUAACACUGCAGUGUCAGGGAUUGUAUGGCAUUAAUUGAUUUAAAAGAUGUCUUUGUCAGCCAAAUAAAGUUUUAUACAUUUUUAAGAAAAA
Stegastes partitus (bicolor damselfish) is the source of this 3905-nucleotide messenger RNA. Its product is annotated as protein FAM49B-like. Gene Ontology annotation, biological process: regulation of actin filament polymerization. The record is from RefSeq and is a predicted model, not a curated record. NCBI's taxonomy places the organism in Eukaryota, Metazoa, Chordata, Actinopteri, Pomacentridae. The transcript has 11 exons. Gene Ontology annotation, molecular function: small GTPase binding. Bases 128 to 1108 code for a protein of 326 amino acids.